GUGAACGAGAUUAAUCAUUAUUUAUGUUAUGUAUAGUUACUCAAUAAUAGUGACCUUACCUACUUUCUAUUCUUCUAUUCAUUGCAAUGUUUUGAACUUUUCUUAUGUUUUAAUACUAUGUGACGACUUUAAUGAAGAGAUUAGCAAUUCUCGUUCAGUGCUUACUUUGUAGCUCUUACGUUGACCCUGUCAUUAUUUAGAUUGCAUUAAUUCAAUUAAACUGGAUAAAUAAGAUAAGAAAAAGCAUCUCAUGCACCAAACAAUGGAAGCAGGUUUCAAGAAUGGUGUUAUAUCUUUGAAUGAACGCGCUGGUAUUUAUUAUGCUGGUCAAGAAAUAUCGGGAGCAUUAAAUUUCAAAUUGGAGCAUACCUUAACGUUUAGAGCUAUAACUCUUCAAAUAACUGGUGCGGGCAGGGUGCAGUGGAUUGAAAAAGAGACUAUAAAAUACCAUGAUAUGAAACAUUAUGGUGAGACUAUGUAUAAGGGCACUGAGGAGUACUUCAACCAUGUCCAGAUUUUGUGUGGCGGCCAAGGAGUAUCACAACUUCAGCCACAGGAUUACACAUUGACCUUCAAGUUUCAAAUACCACAUUCAGCGCCAUCUUCCUUCAAAGGAAACCACGGAUAUGUGUGUUAUCAUAUAGUCGCUUAUAUAGAGUUUCUGGACCCUCUGAUGCCAUGCGAGGAGGUGAUGAGGGAGAUUCAAGUCAUUGCUCCUUAUAGAUUGUAUAAAAGUCGUCUUAGUAUAAAUGAACCGAUAACAUUGAUUUUCGAUGAGAUGUAUUCAUCUGGCUGUUUAUGUGAGCCCAAUCCCCUACACAUCACCAUAGUGCUGUCCCGGUCUGGAUUCUGUCCUGGAGAUACGGUUCCAAUUACAGUGAAGGCUGUUAACGAAUCUGGAGUUAAAGUUUUGGCUAUUAUAUUUGAAAUUUCUGAUGAAACCCUUGCUAAUAUUCAGGUGACCCGGUACCGCAGCCAGCGGCCCCGCGCGGAGAUGUCGCCGGCAGCUGUAGUGUUGGCGGAGGGUCGCACGGCGCCGCUAGCGGCCCACGCCCGCCGGUCCUUCUCCUGCGACCUCAAGAUUCCGCAAAUGAUGGUGUACGACCUGCGCAACUGCUCCCUCAUCGAUGUGCUGUACUAUUUUAAGGCAACAAUCAAACUGUCCGGUUUUAACAGUAACCGAGAACAGGUGUCCGAAAUACAACUGGGAAUGAUACCGCUGGACAAGAAGUCAGUAGCCUGGGAUACUUCGUUCGCAGAUCAGCUACCCAAGAGUCCACCCCCAGACCCGAGCACCCCGACCACUCCAGGCAUUACAGCAUUCGAGCCAGGUUUUAAAGUCACACCGGUACCCGUCAUGUCUAGCUUCCAGAUCACUAAACCAUACCCGGUUGAAAUUGGCUUCAGAGUGUCCAAUACAGAUUUGUCAAAUACACUUUAUGGUUAUCAUGCGCCGUACAAUCAUGACGGGGCGCCUGGAGGGAACUUAACAAAUAAUGAACCUCCAUACCCGUUAUCACAACCGUCAGCGCCAUCUAUGCUUUAAUAUCUUGAGUAGAAAAGAUUCAAAAUUGGAAUUAGCACUGUUUUACGCUUUACAUUGUAUAAUGUGUUAUUUUAAUUUAAAACACGCACAUGCGCACGCGCACGUGCAGACAUAUAAUCACUACAUGCACACAACAAACAUACACACUUCUAGUAUUAAUUCCACCCCACCUACUUACUAAUAUUGUAUGUUUGUAUGUGGUAAUGUGUAAGUGAAACAAGAUUAUGCCUAUAAAAAAAAUUAUUCAAGGUUUUUCUCAAAUCCCAUGGGAUUAUCAAAUUUAUAAAUAAAAAAAUAGAUUGUGAUAAUAAAAAAAAAAAUCAAGAAAAAUUAUGCCACAAUCAUUACUGUCGGAAAUUUAUUUUUUGUAACUGGGUUUGAUAUGUAACGAUAUUAAAUUUAAGUUUCGAUAAAAACGAAAUAAUUUAUAAUUUACGAACUAAAGUACAUUUGGCCAUUCGAAAACGAGAAAAAACAGGAGUUGCCAUAUGAAUUAAUGCAAAAAAUACAAUUAUUACUGGCAAGUAAAAGAAAAGUUGCUAUUUUUAAUUAUUCACGAUUAAGAAUGAACUAUAAAAGUUCUCUUUUCUGUGUACACGGGUUAUUUUCUUAAAUAUAGUUAGUAUACUUUAGUUUUUUCAAUUCAAUAUAUUUGUUUAUCUAGUCCAUUCACAUGUACUACACAAUGUCGCAGCGACAAAAAGUGGUUACGUGUGUUAGUACUGCAGCAUUUUGCAAUUGAGUCGAUAACCUAUUAUUUGGUUACAUAAUUAAUACAUAAUUCCCCAUAAAAUACGCACGAACGAUAAUUAUGUACGAAAUAAGUACAUCAAAUAGCGAUUUAAAAAAUAUUUCUAAAACAUGUUGGAUAAAGCUGUUUAUGGGACCUGAUUUAAUAUUUUUAGUAUUAAUCCUUAAAAGCCUGAUUUUUUAAAUCAAAUUAAAAAAUAUAUAAGGGCACACUUAUACUUUUACUAUUGGGAAAAAAUAGUAAAAAAAUCAAAACGAUAUUUUUAUAUAUUUAUUUUGAAAAAAAAAAAAACAUUUGGUAACAUGUAAAUAGCCAAAUAUUAAAAUAAAAUCGAUUGUAGGCGCCGAAUGCGUUUUAUAACCCCGGUAUCAAAUUUGAAACUUCAGGUAUUUAAGGUUUAAAUAUACUCUUAAAUUUAAUGUUGGAGAAUAAAUUAAUCUCAUUAUAUUGUUAGUUAAAUAUUAUUAUUACAGUUUUUAACUGUUAUAUGUAUAUAUUGCUUCGAUACAUAUGUAUAUUAGAUUCGAAACCUACAACUUGUUGUAGUAGAGAAAAAAAAACAAUGAAAACACUAUUAAAUUUUUUUUUAAUUUUUCAAAAUUAAUAAUAUUGAUUGUUAUUUUUAUAUUAAAAUAUAAAAAGUAAGUAGAUAAUAAUGUAGUUAUAUUUUUUUACGGGUUUCUAAUACUACUUCAGAGCUCCUAGUGUAAGUUACACAUAGAUAUAAUAUCGAAAUACCAAUAUAGAUAUUUUAUAUUUAAAAACCUAGCUGCGCCUCUAUCGGUUAGUUUUGGAAACUCAUUUCCAUACAAACUUUUCGACGUAAAUGAGAACGCGGUCGUUGCGUAAAUUUUUGUGCAACUCACACUAGACGCUCUGAAGUGAGAGUUAAGUCUCGAAAAUUAAAAAUAUCAAUAAUAUUGAUGUUACCAAGGUAUGCCUUAUUUAUGUAUUCAUUAUUUAAUGUACUGCCAUCCGUCCACCUUAUUUAGAUUAAAAUCUAUUUUUACAUAUGCAUAGGCUUACAUAAUAUAAAAAAAAAAAUAACAACGUACAUAGGCGGACUUAUCCCUCAGAGGGAUUUUUUCAGCCAUAUUUACAUACUUUUAUAAUUUUUUGUAAAUGUGUGCUAUAAGUACUUGUUGAUGCCAUAUUAUGCAUGUUAAGUAUCUUCUCUGAAUUGGAUAUAAGCAAGAUUAAAACAUGCAUAUUGUUAAAAUGCCAUAAAAUGACGAAAAAGUAAUUAAAAGUUUUGAUAUGAAAUCAUAAUAUAUACAUAUUAUGUAUUAUAGAUGAAUGACUGUUAAGUUUUGUAAGAAAACUUUAUUUACUUGCAGUUCAGUCAUCAAUAGUAUGUAACUAUUGUAACCUAGACUUUGUCAUAAAUACAUACCUAUAGACAAUUCUUUACAUUUUAAAAUAUUUAUUUAAUAAAGUUUUGUUUUGUCAAAACACAAAGAUAUUAAUAUAUUAUUUCAGGUGACUGUACUUUAUCUAAAAACCUAGAGAACGCAAUAAUCAUAUUAGUUGAAAUGAAAUGAAAUAUUUUAAAUGUUAUAUAUCAAAUGCCAAUAAAAGUCUAGAGAACCUAAUGAUUAUAAUAGCUGAAUUCAAAUGUGGUAUUUCAAAUGUCAAUGAAAGCAUAGAGAACCUUAUGAUUGUAAUAGCUGAAUUCAAAUGUUAUAUUUCAAAUGUCAAUGAAUGUCUAGAGAACCUAAAUGGUUAUAAUAGCUGAAUUCAAACAUUAUAUUUCAAAUGUCAAUAAAAGCCUAGAGAAUCUAAUAAUUAUAAUAGUUAAAUUCAAGUGUUAUAUUUCAAAUGUCAAUGAAAGUCUAGAGAACCUAAUGAUUAUAAUAGUUGAGUUAAAAUGUUAUAUUUCAAAUGUUAAUGAAAGCCUGGAGAACCUAAUGAUUAUAAUAGCUGAAUUCAAAUGUGAUAUUUCAAAUGUUAAUGAAAGCCUAGAGAAUCUCAUACUCACUUGGCUAUAAUUGUGUUCAUUAUAAUAAGAUAUAGUUAAUAUAGUUAGAAUUGAUGUUUACUAAUUAAAAUUUUAUGAUGGUAACUAAAUUAAGCACAAUUUAUUAAUAUAGUUUGUUAUAUAAUCUUAAUAUAUAAAUUAAAAACAUUGUGACAUAUAUACAGAACUGAUGACUGUUUUUAAUUUUAUAUCUUUAUUGUCUUGUUGCAUAUGAAAUUAUUCCAUUAUUAUAUUUUUA
Molecule: messenger RNA, 4513 nt
Organism: Galleria mellonella (greater wax moth)
Lineage: Eukaryota; Metazoa; Arthropoda; Insecta; Lepidoptera; Pyralidae
Product: arrestin domain-containing protein 2-like
Exons: 6
Coding region: 251-1546 (431 amino acids)
Biological process (GO): protein transport
Cellular component (GO): cytoplasm
Source: RefSeq, a predicted model, not a curated record